Molecule: messenger RNA, 1189 nt
Organism: Nomia melanderi (Alkali bee)
Lineage: Eukaryota; Metazoa; Arthropoda; Insecta; Hymenoptera; Halictidae
Product: lymphokine-activated killer T-cell-originated protein kinase
Biological process (GO): protein phosphorylation
Cellular component (GO): cytoplasm
Molecular function (GO): protein serine/threonine kinase activity; ATP binding
Source: RefSeq, a predicted model, not a curated record
AUUUUGUGCACGUUGGGUUGGCACUACUUAUGCGUCCUGCGUCGAGGAAAUUUGAAAUUUAACGGACGGAAAGUGUUGUAGCUGCAUUGACGUGAGAGUGAAUCGUCUCGAUAAUAAUAUAAAUAAAAUGGCUGAGUUUAAGACGCCGUCGAAGAGGUACAAGAGCAGAUUGCAGGACAAUUUAGAAAUACAAACUCCUAUUAAGAUACCAGCCUCGCCGUUUUUAGAACAGAUAGGUUAUGGAACCGGUGUCAGCGUGUUUUCCUUGGAACGAUCGCCGAAAGUCGGGUUCGCUCGAUCACCAUGGGCAAUAAAGAAAAGGAACCAUAACGUUAAACAUGCAGAAGAGUACAAUGAACGCAUUCGAUUCGAAGCAGAGGUACUUCGUAAGCUGAAUCAUCCAAAUAUUGUAGGUUUCCGAGCAUUGACUGAAGUUUCAAAUGAUGGACAAAUUGAUCCUUGCCUUGCAAUGGAGAAAUUGGAUGCUUCUUUAAGUGAUAAGAUAGAAGAAAAACUUUGUAGUGAUGACGAUCCAUUUCCGGCAAAAGUUAUUUUGAAAAUAACAUAUGAAAUUAUGAAAGGAUUAAAAUACUUGCAUCAUACUGCUUAUAUUUUGCAUGGUGAUAUAAAAAGUCAUAAUGUAUUGGUUUCUGAAGAUUACAAUAGAGUUAAGCUUUGCGAUUUUGGGGUAUCUGUACCACUUACAAAAUCAUUAAAAAUGGAUAUAUCAAAAGGGGACUUUGCAUACAUUGGAACAGAGUGCUGGAGCGCGCCUGAAAUAAUACAUGGAGAUGGACCUGUUACAAAUGCAGCAGACAUUUGGGCAAGUGGCUUAGUUAUGUGGGAAAUGAUAGCUUUGUCAACACCUCAUCUAGAGACAGUGGAAAAAGAUGCCAGUUCUUUUGAUGAUUCAUUUACAGAAACAGACAUGCAAGAUGUUACAAGAAAUAGGAGACAUGAUGAGAGCAUGAAUGACAGUGUUGUCUUCCUGGAAGAAAUAAUUCAUGCCAAAUAUGGUACACGCCCACCAUUACCUGCCAUUCAACUAGGGAAGGAAUAUGACAGUGUCCUUGAGUUAUUUUUUGUUUGCACUACCAUGGACUAUAAACAUAGACCAAGUGCAAUAGGUCUUGUUAGAUACUUCGAAAAUUAUGUAUACAAAAACAAGAGUUAAAAAUGUUGCAUAUUG